This is a messenger RNA of Anopheles marshallii, 8148 nucleotides long. RefSeq names its product nucleoprotein TPR (gene Mgtor). NCBI's taxonomy places the organism in Eukaryota, Metazoa, Arthropoda, Insecta, Diptera, Culicidae. Gene Ontology annotation, cellular component: nuclear pore. The transcript has 8 exons. The record is from RefSeq and is a predicted model, not a curated record. Bases 1 to 8148 code for a protein of 2715 amino acids. Gene Ontology annotation, biological process: mRNA export from nucleus; protein import into nucleus. Gene Ontology annotation, molecular function: structural constituent of nuclear pore.
AUGGAAGUCGAUCAAGUACCAGGUGUUUUGCACACCAUUUUGACCUCCGAAGAGGUGGAGCAGCUCGGGGAAGCGUCGGCUAAAAAGAUCAAAGACGCGUUGGAAAAAAAGUUUGAGGAAUUCCUCAUGGCUAAAGCGAUAUGUGAAACUACCAAGACUGACUUAGACAUCAUGAAAACCGACUAUGAGAGGAAAAUAGAAGAGUUGACGUUGAAAGUAGAAGAUGAAUCUGCCAAAUACCAUUCCUCGCAGAUGAGCGUCAAAGAAAUGCGCAUAGAGCUGGAAGAUGUAAAACAAGAGCUUAUAAAAUCGAAGGAAAAGCUCUUAGCAAAUGAAGUUGAAAAUGACCGUUUCCGAAAGGAGCGUAAUCAAGCACUGGCCGAACGUGACACCAUGGACAGUGCAUUAAAGCGCAAAGAGCUAGAAGUCGACAGGUUACACUAUGACGUGCUCGAGCUGGAGAAGAAAAUUAAAUCCACCAACGCGGCCAAAUGUGAAGCAUUAACCAAAUUGGAGGAGAUUGUAAGCAAAGAACACAGUCUCGAGUUUAAGGAAAAGCGUAUGGAUCAGGAAUUGUCGAUGCGCGACAAUCAGAUCGCUCGGCUAACCCAGGACCUGGAUCAGACAUUACGCGAACUACAAGCUAUUCGACGCGAUCAGAACAUAAAUUUCCUCACAAUGGAAGCUAAGCUGACGGAGAAAAAUGAAGAGUUAAAAAUUGCGAACCAAACGAACUCAUUUGUUUCGGAACAAAAUGUGGAGCUGUCAUCAAAGGUCGAGGAAUUAGCUACUAAGAACAUGAAGCUUAGCAACGAAAUGUCCACUAUGAUGGAGCAUUAUCGCAAGGAGCUGGAUUCUCAGAACCGCUUGUGUGAGUUACUGCAGCAGGACAAACACGACCAUAUGCAACAAACUAAAGAACUGGAAUCCGCAAUUACUGCCCUGCGCCAAAUGCUUAACGAAGCGACGGAAUCCUGCGGUACGAUCGAAACCGAGAAGAAGCAACUCGAGUUGAAACAUGCUGAUGAGCUUGCAAACCGAGACAAGACGAUUAGCGAUAUGCGAGAAGAGCUUAAACAUGCUAACGAGUUGCUCGCCGAAGCUCGGGAAGAAAAUGUGGAACACGCCGUGGAAAAGCUUGCACCGUCUGCAGCUGCUACCAGCCGCAUGCUGAAGACCGGAAUGUCAUCGACGGAAGUUUACACCUUGUACGUGCGCACCAUGGAAAAACUGCAACAAGAGGAGAAAGAGCAUGAAAAAUUGAAAAUACAGACACAGACUAUCUUGCAAGAGUUGGAACAAAGCGCACCGGAAAUUUUACGCCAGCAGACCGAGAACCAAAACUUAAAGGAGGCGAACGAAGAAAUAACGUUACAACUCAAUAAUUUGAUCACGCAAAGCGGAGAGCUACAUGCGGAGAUUGCGGCACUGCGGAAUAAGAUCCGCGUGAUGGAGGUAGAAAAUAAAAAAUUCUACCUAGAACGCGCCGAUCUCAGCCGACAAGUGUGUCAUUUAUUGAACGAAGUAGAAAAAAUGCAACAUGGUGUAGCUACGCAAGACGCGGAUCAUACUUUUAACCUGAAUCCAUACGUCGAAAAGGAGCUGAUAACGUUUAGCAAUAUUCAAACUCUUCAGAGUAACAAUAUGAGGUUGCUGUUAAUUAUUCGAGAUUUCGGUAUAAAAGUGGAAGAACUGGAAAGGGUCCAAAACUCGAUGAAUGCAGCGACGUAUGAGGCAAAAUUGGAAGCAUGCAACAAUCGGAUCCACGAGCUAAAGGACACAGUGGACAAACAUUAUCAUUUGCUUGAGCAAUGCAGUCAGCAACGAGAUCGUUACAAGAAAAUGUAUCAUGAUGCGAUGCGUAGCUAUAAUCCUGGGUUCAAAUCAGCUAGCAUGAAUGGAAGUAACUUGCAGGGCGAUACGCUAAUGGACGGUUUGGAUGAGGUACCCUUGGCUAACAGUAGUACAGCAAACGAUAACAAUAGCGGCAGUUUAGCCGCAGCCGUGGCAGAAAAAGAUCGUAAGGUUGCUGAACUGGAAAGCAAAAAUCAGAAUUUGCAGCACGAAAUGAGUGUUGUAAAACAAGAAUUUGAGUCAUACCGACGGGAGAAACACUCCAAUGACGUGCUAACAAAUCAGCAGCUGGAUAAAAUGCGCACUGAAAUCCGCGAACUGUCGGCCAACAACGUGAAGCUGAUGGGCACAAACGAAUUCAACUCCGAGCAGAAUCGACUAAUAUCGAAGAAUAUCACGACGUAUAAAAGUCAGAUUACGGCGCUUGAAGAACGCAAUCGUAAUUAUGAAAGCACUAUUGCGAAACAUGAAGCAUCUAUCAUGUACCUAAAGGAAGAAGCGUUGAGCGCGCAAACGAAACUUGCACGCGCCGAAGUACAGUUGGAAAAUCUAAAGCAGGAGUGUCGAAUUCUGAAGGAUAGCGAAACGCGGCUGCGAACGGAACGUGAAAUAUUAAACCGCGAACGGUGCAACCAAAAUCUGUUGCUUAACAAUCUCGAAAUGAUUAAGGUCAGCAUGGAGCGUUCGGAGAACGAAGGAAGAUUGCGGCUGGAGUCACGCCUCGAUGAAACAUCCCGCGAGUGUUCAGCCUUGCGUCGACGCUUGCAAGAGGAGCAAGAUCUAUACCGUGAGCAAUUGGCCUGUCUGCAGAGACAGGUGGAAACGGCGCAGAAACGAAUGGAAGAGGAAAUUGCCAUCGCAGAGGGACAUCAAGCAGAAUUGCGUGACACGCGUAAUGAGUUAGAAAUCAAAUCGCGUAAAGUCGAUGAUCUUCAGCGCAAGCUUCAGGAAUCAUUGUCUCCGAACGACGAAGACAAUCCAGUGACUCAAGCGAAACGAAAGAUUCGUGAGCUAGAGAACAGUCUGGCUGAGAGCGCCGUGGAAGUGAAUUCGCUACAAGCACAGCUAGCGACAGCGCAAGAGCACGUUAAAAAGUAUGCUGAACUUUCCGAUUCCACAGUAAAAGAGCUAAGCGAUUUGACCGAGCUAUGCAAUCAACAAAAGGAAUCGAGCGAAAAAGAAAUAUCGGCUUUGCGAAAGAGUGAAGCAGAUCUGCGCACCCAAAUAGAUGAGCUGAAAACAGAACUGUCUUUAAAAAUAACUGGUGCUAAGCUUACAACCGGCGACAAGGAUUCCGAGCUGCAUAAGGUACAGCUGGAACUUAAGAUUACCUUGGAAAAGGUAGCCGAUCAAGCCCGCGAACUGCGUGAGAUUCGUGAAAAUUGCAAUGCAUUAGCAGAAAAGUUGCACGAAGCGGAACAAAAGUAUGCACGCGAAAUGGUUGAACAUUCCAGCGAUAUUCAGCAAUUGGCUCAACUGAAAGAGGACAUGCAGCGGAUGCAAACACAAUUCGAAGAACUACAAAAACAACGCGAUCAAGCACAAGAACACUUGAAAACAGGCGAAGAAUGUUGGAACAACAGAGAACAAAAGCUCCGCACUGAAUUAUCCCAGUUGGAGGAACAGUUCAGUAACCUCAACUCGCAGAAUGCAGCAUUGCACGAUCAGAUACAAAACCUAGGUACUCGUUUAUCGAUCAGCGCAGCAUCACAGAACCAAACGUUUACUGAAGCGGAAUCAACGAAUGCGGAUAAUUCUAUGGUGGGUGAAGAUGCUUCCAUUCUGAACCGUUCGUUGAACGAUGAAGAAAAACAAUCCGUCGAACAAUUGCUGCAAAUUAUUAAAUACCUUCGUAAAGAAAAGGAUAUUGCGGUAGCGCGGUCGGACAUGUUACGCUCGGAGAAUGUCCGCAUACAGUCAGAACUAAUGAUCUUAGAAAAGAAGUACGAAGAAGUGCAAGCUGAGCUGAAGGAAAUGCGAGAGAAAACAGAUACCGUUACUGUGACAGCGGCCAAACAUGAGGAGAUAUUGCGCAAGCUCGAUACAUACAACGCGAUAGUGGAUAGCAAUCGGGUACUACGGGAUGAACGGGACGGUCUUAAUCAGAAGGUUCGAGAGUUAUCCCAACGUUUGCUCGACGCUGAAGAUAAGUUAUUCCCGCUGGAGGAGAAGGUGCAAGAGCUGACAGUAAAGCUGGAAUCUUCUACAAAUGAAAACACGACCCUUCGAAUGGAUGUUGCCCGUCAGCGGCAACGUAUGACGUCGCUGGUAGAACGCUCAUCAAAAAUAAAUUCAGACGAUUGGAAACGUAUGCAGACCGAACGAGAAAAUCUCGCCAAAAUGCUCGUUGCCGAAAAGGAUUUGCUCAAGCACGCCAACGAAGAACUAAAUACGCACAAGGUUGAGCGGGCGAGGCUCGAAGGUGAACUGAGUUCGGUCAGCAAGCAAUUGCACGCUUGCAAUGUGCAGGUGAAGAAGUUAACUGACGAUCUGGAGGCAACGGCGGCCCAAACUGUUGAAUUAGAUACGCUUAAAGCAAAGCUGAAGACAACAGAGGAACAACUCGGCGAGGUGCGACUCAAGGAAAGUCAGAUUCGAAAGAUUGCCAAACGUUACAAGGAUUCAUUUAACGAGUUGAAGAAACAGGUUGAUGAACGGGAAACGGAUACAGCGGAAAGUGCUAAUGUUUCGAGAAGUUCUACGCUUGAUGCAAGCGCAUCCGGAGCUGUUGCUGCUGAAGCGACCGAAGAGAAUGCUGUGGACGUGGAAGAUAUGCGGAAACAAGUUGAAUCGGCUGCAGAAGAAAUCGAUACGCUCAAGAAAGAGAACGAGUUGCUGCGUGCUAAACUGGAGAAGGCUGAACGUAGCAUGGACGUUGUUAAAGAAGCGAAAACACGUAUCCUAACACUUACGGAGCAAAAGAAUAAUGCGACACGCGAGUUGAAUACUGUGAAGGGCCAGCUGCAACAGCAAUUGGAUCAAAUGCGCGAGGAAACAGAUAUAUUGAAGGCACAGUAUGAAGGACGUGUGACGCGUUGUGAAAAAGAGACUGCAGAUGCAGAUCGCGAAAGCAAGGAUACAAUCAGUCGAUUGACUCGAGAAAACGAGCAGCUUACGAUUCGACUGAACCAAUUGAAUCGACAGCUAGGACUGCAACAGGCUGUGGCCAAACCAACGACGAGUGCAGGCGGCACCGGCGUUUCGGAGAAACCCGCAGGUGAAAGUCUACGCACAGCGAACGUUAAACCAAUGGCCGGACCAAGCCAACAGCAGUCGGCUACGGUCACACCACGCCGAGUAAGCGAAACACCGCUUGCUAGCAUCCGGCCAAUGGCUGUGGGUAGUCGUACAGCUGCUGUGUUACCAACUAGCCAAACCAGUAGCACGAACGUUGCCAUAGUGCAGGGUUCUUCAGCAUCGGCAUCCGUAUCAACAUCACCGGCGCCCGGUGUUGGUGUAUCUGCUGGAGCAGCGACGAGCAACAGCGCUGCUUCUGCAGGAGGAAGCAGUUCAUCGGGAUGCUCCGGAUCAUCGGUAGCAGGCAGCGGAGGCAGCGCAUCCGCUAGUGUGUCCGGAACGCCGUCGACCAGUGGCCUCACAACGGCUCUUGUUCCACCACAACAGCAGCAAGUGCACAGUGUGACGGCUACUAGCAGCAGUAGCACCUGUGGUGGUACUGGCAUUACCAAUGUGCUAGGAUUAAACGAACAGAUCACAGCAUCUUCGCCAACCAGCUCGCAUACGGACUACAUGCCAGCAACGAGUUCAGCUAGUGUCGCAGUUGCUGCGGUGCCUCCGAUGGGCACAGCUUCGACUUCAACUGCUGAAAGUUCUUCAUCAUCGUCUUCCAGCACGUCCCCCCACGCAGAGGGAGAAAAUACCCCGCAAAUGAGUAGUAACGACCAGGCUCCGCAACAACAGCAGCAACAGGUGCAGCUAGCCGCUGUAGCCAUGGUUUUGCCACAUGUUGAAGGUGGAGUUGCCCAGCAACAAUCCCUGCAACCACAGCAACCACAACCACAUCUUCCGCAGCAACAGCAACAAGCGAAUGUGCAGCUGCAAUUACAACCACUGCAGCAGCAGCAACUGCAAUCAACUCCUCAAGCUUCAUCUAGCAAUACGGUAACCACUACGCAGGCCGGCCAUAAACGUCCGCGCGAUGUAGAAGGCGACAGCUCAACAGAUAACGCUGGGCAACAGUUGGCUAUUAAACCAACGCCAGCAAAAAAACGUAUCCGUAUGGUGCAAGUAGCAGUAGAUGGUUUUCAGGGUGUCAGUGAAUCUGGGUUGGAUGUUGAAUAUCAAGUACCCACAUCGUCACAACGCGAUCAAGAGGACGACAUCAUUGUGGUAGAUUCCGAGGGAGAAGAUGACGAUGACGAUGAGGAGGAAGACGAGGAGGAAGACGUCGGCAUGGCUGACGAAGGUAUGGCAGAAGCGGACGAUGGUCCGUUCGAUGUGUAUGAGACAGAAGAGUUGGGCGUUGCCGGUGGUGUUGGAGCCUACGACGAGGGUGAAGGUCCAGACAUUGACGAGGAUAACAAUAUUCAGUCUGCUAAUAAUGAGGUUGAUGUGGAUGAAGAUAAUGAAAUACCGAAUCCUUGUGGCACAACUUCUACCACUUCUACGUCGACAUCCUCCACAUCAUCGUCUACGCAGCCAGCGAAACAGACGUCAGGUCAACACACGACCCCGAUGGAUACGACGGAAGAUGUCGACACUAGCAGCACCAGCAGCACAACAGUGCCUGCCGGAGUAAGUUCAGUUGCUGUUGCCGGUCCAUCCACAUCCAUGCCGUCGUCAUCUCCUAUUGAGAGCGGCGCAAGUACGAGUUCCAGCAUCGGUGGCAAUGUAUCGAACGAUGCACAGCAAUUGCCACAGAUUCAAAGCACUACUGGUAUUAAUCACAGUGAAGCUUCCUCCGGUCAACAAUCGUCUACCUCUUCCUCGGUACCACUGCCAUCUACAGCUGCGUCAUCGUCAGGAACUGGAACUGCAUCAGUCCAAUCGCAAGGAGCUGCGGCUAGUGGUAUUGUCGGUGGUAGUGCACGCCAAGUAGUAAAUCCACUGGGUCGCCAGCAGCAGCAGACGUCACACCUCAUAUUGAUGCAACAGAACUAUGAGCAUCACGAAAGUGCGGACGAUCGUAUUGUGCCGAGUACACCGACAUUGUAUGCUCCUCGUCGAACUGAUGGUUUCAGUGUAGGUUCGCCCCAUCCACAAGUACCUACUGCACGAUUUACAUUCAGUGAAACGUCCACCAGUCGUCAAUCAGUCGGUGUGGUACCAACAAGUGGUGGGGUUAGUGGCAGUGUAGGACUUCCCGAGGGGAUUGAUGACACCAGAAUCGAUCUAUCACAGCUCGAAGAUGCAACGGCUGGUGGCAGUAGUGGAGGUGGACGCAGUGUGCCUACGACACCACAACAUACCACAAGUACCGAUCAGAUCGCAAUGGGAGGAAUGGCCGCAGCGGGCCCAUCCAAUAAUAUCGAACGUUCAUCUCCUGGUGGUGGCGAAAGUCAAGUCCCCGAUAUUCUCGUCCCGGGCGCUGGUAUUGGAGACGGCUACAUUCCCGAACCUACUACCAGCACUACAUAUUCCUCCGAAGCGCUGGCUGCGACUGAUGCAGCUAGUUCGGAAGUUCUCGAUCGUAGUGAACGAGAACUGUUAGGGGAAGACGAAGAUGUCCUCGUCGACGACGGUGUGGCAGGAGAUGUUUCAGUGAUGGAUGCUGAAGCGGACGAUGACACAAGAACGGCAGAUUCUAAGACUACGACUGCAGCCCCAACUACUUCAGGAAAUAUAGAAACUGCAAUAGCAGGAGCAUCGUCACGGACAGCGCAACAGUCCGGAUCCGCCAGUGGUAGUGGAUUAUCCUCUGGUUCCGGUAACAAUGAAGCCGAUACAGGUACUGGCGACGAUAGAAUCAGUUCGGAAGGAGAAAAAUUGUCUACCACUUCCCGACCGAUGGAAGAGAGUAGUGAAGCGGAAGUAUUGGAAACUCCCAGCAGCAAUACGCGUUCGCGUACCUUGACACAACGAGGUACACCAAAUGUUUCGGGGCGCCAUGCCGGUCGACGUUACAAUCAUCGUGGGGCAAACCGUUCCCCUAUAACGUGGAACGAAGGGAGCGACUCACACAACCGUCCUGGCUCACAAAGUACGGGACCGAUGCAUUACCAGCCUCCGCACAUGAUGCAACAACAGCAACAACAACAUCAUCAACAAGGUCGAGGCCGGAAUCCACGAACCGGUCGUGGAAGACGUAUGAAUAACGCGUACCGAUAUCAAUAA